AUGUGCAGCCGCUCCAAACCCAAAAUGUCUCACUGGAUCCAGGCAGCAACUUUUCUCAUGCCGGUAUUGUUCCCCGGGUUGCGCAACAUGCUGCAUGUCUCGAGUGCUUUCCGCCUAGACUCAUCAAAGAGCAGACCUUUUGUGCAAAUCCGGUGA
Molecule: messenger RNA, 156 nt
Organism: Cordyceps militaris CM01
Lineage: Eukaryota; Fungi; Ascomycota; Sordariomycetes; Hypocreales; Cordycipitaceae
Exons: 1
Coding region: 1-156 (51 amino acids)
Source: RefSeq, a predicted model, not a curated record